AUGCAAGCUACACUUCGUACCGCCUUCAAGAGGCUGCAGAUUAGCUCGUCCAGUGCGAUUGCCUCGACCUCGUCCACGAGCAUGAUCAUGCCGCGCUGCAGAUCGUUGGCCACCGUCGUUAGCUCGUCCUACGACGCCCCUACGAUCCGCCAACCCCAACGACCGACCUCAACAGUGCUCAAUACUGCGACCGUGUCCAAGAAGAAGAACAAGAAUCCUUACGUUGUCCCGCCCAAGGUCCGACAACCGCCCGCACCGCGCUACUCGAAGCACUCAUCCCGCGUGAAGGGUCGCACCCCGCUCAAGGUGCGCAAGUCGUUGAACCCGACCCGGGAUGGUGUCGAGUUCGCCGAACAGGGCGAGGUCAAGAUCUACCUCCCGAGCGUCUUCAUCCGCCUGGUGCGCAACACAGGCGCGCACGCCAACGAUCCUUACACCGCGACCUUCCGCACCGAUCUGCGGUUGUCCAAACCGGACAUCUCAAACUACCUGCGCAACGUCUACGGCCUGACUAUCACCUCGUUGCGCACGAUCAAUUAUCUGUCCAAGAUGAAGCGCAACCCGAUCGGCGGCGGCUACUCGAGGGGCGGCGGGGCCAAGAAUUACAAGAAGGUGAUCGUCACCAUGACCGAGCCCUUUUGGUACCCCGAGGAACGCAGCCGCGCGUGGUUGAACGAGCACUUUGAGCGCGACCGAAUGGAAGAGAUGAGGGAUCGCAAAAUGCUCAAGAUCGGUGACGGGCAAAAGUACGGCGUUUCGUCGCCGAGGUACCGCGGUGCGUCGCGCUCCAAGGCGGAACUCGAGAAGCUCAAGAAGCUCGUCGACGAAGGUGGGGCCAAUGCGGAGGAUUUGGAGACGCCGGGCGAUGGUCGAUCGGCGGACAGGUUACCGACAGGCUUGAAGAUCAGGAAGAACGUCAUGAAGAGUCGCGAGGAGAGGAAGAGCGACAAGGCCAGUCUGGUCGAGCAAGAGAUGGAGAGAUUACGCGCCGCGGGAUGGUAG
Molecule: messenger RNA, 1002 nt
Organism: Microbotryum saponariae
Lineage: Eukaryota; Fungi; Basidiomycota; Microbotryomycetes; Microbotryales; Microbotryaceae
Source: the annotation of a GenBank genome assembly